Molecule: messenger RNA, 2145 nt
Organism: Leptidea sinapis
Lineage: Eukaryota; Metazoa; Arthropoda; Insecta; Lepidoptera; Pieridae
Gene: Phyhd1
Product: phytanoyl-CoA dioxygenase domain-containing protein 1
Exons: 6
Coding region: 210-1082 (290 amino acids)
Source: RefSeq, a predicted model, not a curated record
CAUAAAGCUUCGAUACGUUCGCGGCAGUGGCCACUGGCCAAUCAUGUAUGAACUCAUACACAUGACAGAAUACUGUACCGAGACUGUCUAGUGAGUAACUGAGUAGUGAUUAGUGAACUGAGAAGUGAGAACACUUCGAUUAACAUUUAACACUUCACAGUUGUGUGUUGGAUGUUGUGAGUGAUUGUUGGUCUCUCGGGUCUUCCACGAUGCAUGAUACUAUAAAGAAUCAGAUGGAGCGAGAUGGAUACGUAGUUCUCGAAAAUUUCCUGCGAGGAAAUGAGUGUGAUGAACUUAAAUCGGCCGGCCUAGAACUCACAAAACAAAUACCGGACGUUGCAGAACGAUCAAUAUUCUCAACUAAAGAAUCUAGUAAAACGCAACUUGUGGAUCAGUACUUUUUGGAAAGUAAUGACAAGAUACGAGUUUUCUUCGAGGCCGAUGCAGUUGACGAAAAUGGCGAUUUGAAAGUAGAUCCAAGUGUAUCUCUAAACAAGGUGGGCCACGCGCUGCAUCUUCUAGAUCCAAUCUUCAGAUGUUACACAUACAGUGACCGAGUUAAGACAGUGUGCAGGGAACUUGGAUUCAUUGAACCUGCAGUUGUACAAAGCAUGUACAUUUAUAAGAAUCCUGGUAUAGGCGGUGUAGUGGAGCCACAUCAAGACAUCACGUAUUUAUACACGGAACCAAUCCCCCCAGUUGGGUUCUGGAUAGCACUCGAAGACGCCACAAUACAGAACGGAUGUCUUUGGAUUGCUCCCGGAUCUCAUAAAUCUGGUGUUCAUAGAAGACUACAACGGAAUCCGGACAAAGAUUCUAAAGAAACACUUGUAUAUGACAAGCCAGCGUGUGUCUACCCACAAUCCAGCUUCUCGCCUGUCGCUGUUAGCAAAGGUACUUGCAUUUUGCUACAUGGCAACGUUGUACACAAAAGUGCUCCGAAUAAAUCAUCCGCAAGUCGACAUGCCUACACCUUUCAUGUUGUAGAAAAACAUGGCAACACCUUUGCCCCAGACAACUGGAUCCAAGAAGGAGAAAACGCACCUUUUGUUAACGUCUAUACCACUUCACAAAUGGAGUAAUGUUUGAAAUUAUGACUGUUGUUAGUCAUGAAAUUAUAAAUAUAUACAUAUAUAUCUACUUUCGUUGUCAUAUUUUAUAUUUUUUUAAACGAUUAUUUGUCAGGGUUAAUUAUAAUUUCGCUGUUUGACAACGCCUUGCUUACUUAAAAUGUGAAUUUGAAUGCGAAAAUGAUUGAAAUCUUGUGAACAAUGUUUUCAAUUCUCAAUUCACACACAACUUUAUGUCAUUUAAACUAUAUUUAAAAUGUUUGUAAAUCAUAUUUAGUAUCUAAUAUAAUCACUAAGUGGAAGUAAACUCAGGAUACUGACAGAUAUUCUCGCGUUAAAUGGCUGGUUGGUGGGUAAAGUAACUGAAGACUAUUACGUGAGAUAGAAUUUUGCAUGAUCGUACCUGUCUGCUUCUGUGUCUCAACACUAAAGUUUAAUACUCACUAAGCCCAAAUUAUUAGUGCCGUUUGCUGUCUUCAGCAGUUGAUGGAAUGGCCCCGGCACUAACUGAAGUAGCUUGAACAUGAGGAGCCAGAGUGUCGAUGUAAGUCGCGUCACAUACCAGCCGUACCCUUCCCAAUGCUCAAGACGUGUCAUACCACCCGUUUACUAUACGAUUUCAAUUUAAAAUUUACCUCAUAAUUACCGCUGUAAUAACUUGGAAUAUUGCGAAUUUGAAGUAAAAAAAAUGACGGCAAAUGUCAAUUUCAACCAAACCUCUCCCAUUGCGUUUGUUGUUAUGAACUAUGACGUCAUUAUUCGUAUGUACCAAGUACACCAAAGUGACUUACUUUUUCGGCGUGUAAUUUUUUUUUAAAUAUAAAACCAUAUUUUAUUAUAUCGAAUCAAAAACAUGCCUAUUUCCUAUUGAACCAUGUUUAUAUACCAUAGUAAAUCACGUGUUAAUCUAAAUUUUAAUGUGUGCCAAAUCUAACAGAAAUCGAAUUUUUUUGGUUUACAAGAUUAUUGUUACUCAGAGCUGAUCUUGCUUUUCAUCCGUGUAAUAUUUUGUGAUUUAUUGCUAAAUGCGAUACUCAUUGUGAUAAUAUUUUGUUAAUAAAGAUAUCAAACUUGA